Molecule: messenger RNA, 339 nt
Organism: Opisthorchis viverrini
Lineage: Eukaryota; Metazoa; Platyhelminthes; Trematoda; Opisthorchiida; Opisthorchiidae
Exons: 4
Coding region: 1-339 (112 amino acids)
Source: RefSeq, a predicted model, not a curated record
AUGUUUCAAGAGGAUCUCAACCAACGUACGGAAACUUUACCCAAGGAACAAAAUUCUCAGUGUCGAUCAAUGAAUCCUUCUACGGAAUAUGGCCGCUACGUGUGGAAGAUUUUCGAAGACCCACCGUGUUUGACGGUCGACGCCAAUGUGGCAUCGCGCGCAUUAGUGUACGCGCUUGACUCCAUUGACCCCCAGUUACCCAUCCUUCUUCCGUGGAAACUUACGAUUGAAGGAUUGCAGCAUGCGGCUAUUGAUUUUCUCAUUCGUUUGCUCAUGCUGUUGGCAAUGCGAUUUAGUUCCGACCAGCCGAUCGGGUGCAUCAGUUGGUCUAUCAUAUAA